AUGGAUUUAUUGAUACAGCCGAAAAGUCGUGGAAUUCGAUACGAAGGUUACGACAACGAUUUCAUACAGUGUGUUUUCGAGGAUUCAAAUGUAUCCGGUCGUAAUGAACGAUAUGAAUUUAGGCUUCUUCGCACUGGGCAGGCCUUCGAAUCACUCGCAAUCAAUUAUCAACCUGUUGCAUUAGGAUAUCGUUCAUACAAGCAAAAUGAAUCACAGGAAGGCCUUGGUACGGAAAAUUUAAUCCGAAAAGAAAAGGAUGAUUUAUACAGUACACCAAAUGAUAAUGGAACAUUACGUUCAAUGCGUGGAAGACAUGGCUACCGUAAUCCAUUAUAUACCACUACUACUAGUACAGUAAAAAUACGCGAAACAUUUGAUCGAACAAUCGAUGAUGCUAAUAAAUCAUAUGAUAAAUCCGGAACUGGUACAGAUACAGGUAUCGGUACUGGUGGUGAAAUAACCGGUCGAUCGGAAAUAACUGUGAAUAAUGAUAAUCGGAAGCAAUUAAAUACAGCAGGAAUAAGACGUAAUGAAUAUCAAAUAGCUGAACCAAUACCAUUACCAAAUACAAACAGCGGGCAAUUCUCGGGCAACUCAUCGGGACAUUAUUCAACCCGAGAAACAUUUGAGGAACGAUGUGAAGAGAAUUAUAUUGCAGAGGAAGAAAAACCGUUACCGUAUGCUGAUACAAAAGAAUUAUUAUAA
This is a messenger RNA of Brugia pahangi, 705 nucleotides long. The record is from the annotation of a GenBank genome assembly. NCBI's taxonomy places the organism in Eukaryota, Metazoa, Nematoda, Chromadorea, Rhabditida, Onchocercidae.